UCUGUCUUGUUCAUUAACAAUAUACAUGUAGACUUGUGAUCUUUUAUAUUCAUCAUCAUUUUGAUCGCAUGAUAUCCAGUAAAAUAAAAAGAAAAAAAAGCUACGUGUAAAUAGAUUAGAUUAUAAUUAUAUUAAAUAAAUUCGAUACUUGGUUUCAGUUAAUUUUAUUGACAAACGAUGUCUGUUCACUGCCAUAUUUAAUCAUCAAUAAUACCGGGGUCAAGAAAAUAAAAUACAUAACAAAUAGUUGAAUUAUUAUAAAACGAAAAUGGCUAAACUAUUUGUAUUUACAAUAGUUUUGCUAUUAAUUAGUGGUAUAAUUGCUGAAGAUGAUGAAAAAUUAAGUCAUGAUCAAGAUUUUAGUGAUGGUGAAGAAAAAGUAGUUGCUUAUACAAGUCCAAUUCUAUCAGGUUUUGCAUAUUUAGCUGAGCAUUUUGAUGAUCAAGAUAGUUUUUCAAGAAAUUGGAUUAAAUCCGAGGCCAAAAAAGAGGGAAUCGAUGAGGAAAUAGCAAAAUAUGAUGGUACUUGGGCAAUUGAAGAGCCAAUAAGAAGUGUACAAAAUGGAGACCUUGGUCUUGUUUUAAAAAGUACAGCACGUCAUGCUGCAAUAUCAUCAUUAUUAAAUAAACCAUUUGUAUUUAAUGAUAAACCAUUGAUUGUACAGUAUGAAGUUUAUUUACAAGAAGGACAAGAAUGUGGUGGUGCUUAUCUUAAAUUAUUAACUGAAGAUUCAAAUGGUAAAAUUGAUUUAAAAAAAUUUCAUGAUAAAACACCAUAUACAAUUAUGUUUGGACCAGAUAAAUGUGGUAAUGAUCAUAAACUACAUUUUAUAUUCCGUCAUAAAAAUCCAUUAAAUGGUACAAUUGAAGAAAAACAUUGUAAAAAACCAAAAGAUAGACUUGAAGAUUUUUUUAAAGAUAAAUUACCACAUUUAUAUACAUUAAUUGUACGACCAGAUAAUACAUUUACAAUUAAAAUUGAUAAUAAAAUAAUAAAUGAAGGAUCAUUACUUGAUGAUUUUCAACCACCAGUUAAUCCACCAUUAGAAAUUGAAGAUCCAAAUGAUAAACAACCAGAAGAUUGGGAUGAUAGAGAAAAAAUACCAGAUCCAUCAAAAGUUAAACCUGAUGAUUGGGAUGAAGAUGCACCAGCUCAAAUUGUUGAUGAAAAUGAUAAAAUGCCAGAUGAUUGGCUUGAGGAUGAACCAAUAAAUAUACCAAAUCCAGAUUCAGUUAAACCAGAUGAUUGGGAUAUUGAAAUUGAUGGUGAAUGGGAACCACCAGAAAUAGCUAAUCCAAAAUGUGAAAAUGCACCUGGAUGUGGUCCAUAUAAACAAAAGCUAAUUGAUAAUCCAAGAUUUAAAGGUAAAUGGCGUGCACCAUUAAUAAACAAUGUCAAUUACAAGGGUAAAUGGAAACCAAGACUUAUUCAUAAUCCAGAUUAUUUUAAUGAUGUAAAUCCAUUUAAAAUGAUGCCAAUUCGAGCAAUUGGAUUUGAAUUGUGGUCAAUAUCUGGUAAUAUUCUUUUUGAUAAUUUAAUCAUAACUGAUGAUGAAGCUACUGCUAAAAAAUGGGCUGAUGAUACAUUUGAAAUACGUCGUAAUAAAAUAGCAAGAGAAAGUUGGAGCGUUUGGAAUCAAUUGGUUAAUUUUACAAGUGAAAAUCCUUGGAUUUGGGCUGUGUAUAUUAUCGUUGCGUUUAUUCCUGUAUUAUUAAUUGUUUAUUGUUGCUGCUUUAGUACACAGGAUUCAAUGGAAGAUACUUAUCCAACAAAAGAAUUUGAUAAUGGCAAUGAUGUUGAUCCACUUGAUGAUGAAUCACCUGGUGAUGUUUUGCCAGAAACACCUGAACAAAGUCCUCGAGAAAAUGAGGCUGCACCAGAGAGUGAAAAUGAUGUUGACAGUGAUAACAUCAAUGAGACUGAUCAAGUUGUAGAGAGUGAAGAAAAGGAUGAAAAUUUGGGAGACACUGAUGGACCACGUAGAAGAAAGCCAAAUAAAGAAUAACAAUCUUAUUUGUAAAGAUUAAAACAAUAUCUUCUUUUCUUUUUUUUUAAUAGAAAAAAAAAAAAAAGAAUAUAAAA
Messenger RNA from Aphidius gifuensis, 2082 nucleotides. RefSeq names its product calnexin. The record is from RefSeq and is a predicted model, not a curated record. Gene Ontology annotation, molecular function: calcium ion binding. Lineage: Eukaryota; Metazoa; Arthropoda; Insecta; Hymenoptera; Braconidae. The transcript is spliced from 7 exons. Bases 269 to 2005 code for a protein of 578 amino acids. Gene Ontology annotation, biological process: protein folding. Gene Ontology annotation, cellular component: endoplasmic reticulum; endoplasmic reticulum membrane.